This is a messenger RNA of Ictalurus punctatus (channel catfish), 888 nucleotides long. RefSeq names its product ER membrane protein complex subunit 4 (gene emc4). Lineage: Eukaryota; Metazoa; Chordata; Actinopteri; Siluriformes; Ictaluridae. The record is from RefSeq and is marked provisional. Gene Ontology annotation, biological process: protein folding in endoplasmic reticulum. Gene Ontology annotation, cellular component: EMC complex.
GCUUGUUAAGAGCAGAGUACAGAAGCUGUUGUUGUAGUUCAAGUAUAAAUAUAAAUCUAAACAAAUAAGACCCUUACAUUUUAUUUCCGCAGAGACUAAUUAUUAACCUGUACAAGCAGAUAUUAGAGCUGUUUUAAGUAAUAGGAGCCAUGUCGUCACCGGGGGGACAGGGAGGAGCCUUGUCCACUAAAGCAACAGGACAAAAGAGGAUGAAAUGGGCUCUGGAGCUGAGUCUGGCCAACACCAGGACCCGAGGAGACAGGCAGCUUAAGGAUGGAGAAGUUAUGUAUCCUGUGGGCUACUCGGAUAAACCAGUCCCUGACACAAGCGUGCAGGAAGCAGACCGCAACCUGGUGGAGAAGAGAUGCUGGGAUGUAGCCCUUGGCCCUCUGAAGCAAAUUCCCAUGAAUCUGUUCAUCAUGUACAUGUCUGGAAACACAAUUUCUAUCUUCCCCAUCAUGAUGGUGUGUAUGAUGGCUUGGAGGCCCAUUCAGGCGCUCAUGUCCAUGUCUGCCACCUUUAAACUGCUGGAGAGUUCAAGUCAGCAGUGGCUCCAGGGUUUGGUCUACCUAAUUGGCAACUUGCUCGGCUCAGCGCUAGCCAUCUACAAGUGUCAGUCAAUGGGUCUCCUCCCAACACAUUCGUCUGAUUGGCUCGCGUUUAUUGAACCUCCACAGAGGUUGGAGAUAAUGGGUGGAGGAUUGGUCCUGUGAGCCUUCAAAACCUCUAUGCAUUUACACACACAAACCCUUUGCCUGUUUAACACAAUUUCAUUAAUUUAUGUAAGUUUUGAAUGAGAUCUCCUUUGUCUUUGUUUCAUACGCUUCUGCUACAUAUAACAAUGUCCUUACAAAAAGAGAUUUAAUAAACGUAUUUCAGUACUUUUGA